This is a messenger RNA of Puccinia graminis f. sp. tritici CRL 75-36-700-3, 657 nucleotides long. RefSeq lists its product as uncharacterized. Bases 1 to 657 code for a protein of 218 amino acids. Lineage: Eukaryota; Fungi; Basidiomycota; Pucciniomycetes; Pucciniales; Pucciniaceae. Gene Ontology annotation, biological process: ribosomal large subunit biogenesis. Gene Ontology annotation, cellular component: nucleolus. The transcript has 3 exons. The record is from RefSeq and is a predicted model, not a curated record.
AUGUUACAACGGCAAGAAGGGCCGCACAAAAGGCAGCAGUUCUGGCAGGAUCAAAAAACACAUCUUCUGGUCUCCCGGUUGCCGAUCACUCCUGCCGGCCGCGGCGCAGUACAACCCAGCUGGACUCCGCUCCAGCCUCCCUCGAUUGGGAUGUGCACAGCACCCACCCACACCUCUCGACUCCUCGAGGGGCGAUCCCAUCCUCCAAUAUUCCACCUACCUAUCGACUCAACUUUGGAAUUCGAGAAACGUCGAAACGUGCCUGUCAAAUACGAUGGAGAACUCGUCCAGACCACCAUCAAUGCGAUCGAUCGAGUGGCAGCCAUCAAAGCCAAACGAGAAAAGGCUUUCUAUACGGCACGCAUGGCAGCAGCAGCACCCGUUGUUCGCCAGAGUAUGGCCGUGGAAGUCGUCAAGGAUAGACAUGUCCUUGGAUUGAAAGACGACGAGUUGACCCAGAAGGCCGUGGAGGCAGCAGAGAGCCGUCUGGCGGUGAUUCAUACACGAGAAGAAGAGAAACAAGCAACGAGGAAAACGAAGAAGGCUCAAGCUGAAGAUCUGGAGAUGGAUACUGUUGUUGAAGAAACUAUGCAGAGAUGUUCAUCAAGCGAUUUCCAAGGCACUUGUUUCAGCCGCUCUUGCCACCUCUCGAUCUGA